GCAGUAUAUUUGAUUAUUUUCAACUAAUGGUUAAUAAGUUGAAAGAUUUAGUAGAUGAUUUAGAAAAAGAAAUUACCAAUGAUAAUGAUCAUCACUUACUAGCAGUUCAUCGAAAUAUUCAAAAAACUCUUAAGAUUGCUAAGGAUAUUAGAGAAUAUUGUAAUC
Racocetra fulgida is the source of this 165-nucleotide messenger RNA. The record is from the annotation of a GenBank genome assembly. NCBI's taxonomy places the organism in Eukaryota, Fungi, Glomeromycota, Glomeromycetes, Diversisporales, Gigasporaceae.